Molecule: messenger RNA, 2414 nt
Organism: Ciona intestinalis (vase tunicate)
Lineage: Eukaryota; Metazoa; Chordata; Ascidiacea; Phlebobranchia; Cionidae
Source: RefSeq, a predicted model, not a curated record
CUAAGGUUUGUUUUUAUUUUCCCAUUUGUUGUUAAACGUAAGAAAUAUUAGAUUAUUAUAAAUGCGAACCAGCAUUUAAAAAAGCGAUUUGUUUGAAUAAAUGAAAAUUUCUCUGGUCCACAUUCGGCUUAGCAUCGCUGCAGGUCACUCACUACCUGACGUUUCUUUUAAAGCUGCUUGUAUAAACAGUGACGGUUCGUUAAAGGAAGAUUUUUUAUCGGUAGAAGAUGAACAUGUUGAAACAUCAUUGAACAAUGUUUCUCCUAUGAAACCAUGUAAAUGGAGCACGAAGAUUGCAGAUAAAAUAACGUUUGAUGGACUUGAUGAGAACGACAGACAUGAGUUGUUGAUUAAAUUGAAAGGACAACGAUAUUAUCGACAAUUAACGAUCACAACACAUGAUAACACAGAAUUGACGAUGUCGCAAAACGAAACUGGAGCAAGUUGUUCAAGUGAAGGAAACAUAAAAUCUGUUGUUGGUGUUGAUGGUGUUGUUGGGGGAAAAGUAAAUGAAGAUACAAAGCAUACCAAAGUUGCAUCAAAGAAAAAAAAGCAAAAACCAAACAAACAAACAAAUGAUGAGCAACGUAUGAAUGAGAAUGAGGCUGAAGCAUCGUCCAAUCAGAAAGCUCGACAUUCUUCGGAAAAUAUUUUCCCUUUCCACAGUGGAAAUCCGGCAGUUGAUGUUACAAAUGGGGUCGUGCAUCUUUAUAAAUCAAAUUACAAAGUUGUAGCAGAAGAACCUUUUACACACCCUGACACAAACACUUUGUGUAUGCUGGCUGUGCCUGCUUCUAUAGAUGCUCAUGGUAUACUGGAGUUCACGGCUCCGUUUAUUAACGUUAUACGAAGAAUAAGAAUUAUUCGCGACCGAACUCCAAGUCAAUACAUGGUGUUGUUGCUGUUUUGUACAAGUCAAGACGCUUGCAACUUCUAUUUCAACUUUAAUAAUCAACAUUUCAGCUCUUUAAUACCUGAAGAGAUUUGUCACCUAGCGUUUGUGGCUUCUGUUGAAGCGACGUCUGUUUACGAUGAAACGAAUGGUGGGUUCAUUCCGUUAUCGAACUCUACAGAACUACCUGACUGCAUGGUUUGUUUGGAGAGAAUGGAUGAAUCAGUACAAGGCGUGCUCACCAUAUUAUGCAACCAUUCGUUCCACGCUUCGUGUUUAAGACAGUGGGAGGACCAAUGUUGCCCUGUGUGCCGAUACGUUCAAACACCUCAUGCGCAGUCGAACAACAAGUGCAUGGUGUGUGGGAGUGUGGAAGAUUUAUGGAUAUGUCUUGUUUGUGGCAACGUUGGUUGUGGGAGAUAUACGUCGGAGCACGCACAACAACAUUACAUUGAAACGCAACAUAAUUAUGCGAUGGCACUCAGCGAUAAUCGGGUGUGGGAUUAUGCUGGGGAUUACUUUGUUCAUCGUUUGUUCCAAAACAAGGAAGAUGGAAAGUUAGUUGAGAAAGGAGGGGAGCACGAGGAUAAAGUAGAAGGGAUGCAACUUGAGUGUAUGUAUCUAUUGACAAGCCAGCUUGAAUCUCAGCGUAAAUACUGGGAAGAUGAGGUGAAUAAAGCUGAAAUUCAAGGUGUCAAGAAAUAUGAGGAGAUAAAUAAACAACUUGAAACUACAAUGAUGGAAUGUAAGGGGUUGGGAAAAAAGGUUGAAGAUUUGGAAAAAGAGAAGCAAAGUUUGAAACAUCGCAACCAACAGUUAAGCAACAAGUUUACAGAAACUCUUGCUGAUCUUUCUAAUGAAAGGGAACUUAAUAAAAGUUUGGUUCAUAAUCAGGAUGUUUGGAAAUCCAAAGUUAUCGCGUUGGAAGAACAAAGUUUGAAACAAAAGAAAGAAAUCGAUGAUUUACGUGAAGAACUUCGUGAUGUCAUGUUUUAUAUCCAAGCGAGUCAAACUAUCGAGAAAGAAGGAGGAGGGAUGCGAGAGGACAUCAGGGGAGGACAGAUCCUCGUAGGUCCGGGAACCUCCAGUGGAGGAGACCAGAAGAAGAGAGGAAAGAAAAAAAGAUGAUAUUUCUUGAUGGAAAAAAGAUGAUAUUUAAAUCGUGAAAAAAGAUAAUGGUUGCCUUGAAUGGAAUAUAUAUUUGGAUACUAAGAAAUUAUUAUAAAAACAAUUAGUAUUAUUAAUAUAUAAUAUUGAGCAUUGUAAAUUUAAUUGUUUUAUGAAAUUAGAAAUGAAUGCUUCUGGUAAAAUAAUUACUUUUGUUGUACCACUGUUCUUACCACAGCCAAAGAGCUUUUUCUAUUCCUUUAUGUCCUUGGUAGCAAUACCAUUAUAUUGUAGGUCUUUACCCACAGUACUAUUAUUAUAUUGUAUUCUUGAACCUGCUUGCUUUAAUAUUCAUGUUAUAAACCAUGGAAGCAGCUUUUUUUAAUCGCAGUGAAUAAAAAAAAAACUUAUUUAU